AGUCAAGUUGUUCCAGUGUCUGUGUCCAGAGCAUUGGAGGCCUCAAGCCUAAAGUCCUGCAGCCACAAGUCGGUCAUCAAUGCGGGCAGGAUGGCACACAGUCGCCAAGGUGUCCCGAAUGCAGAAUCACAGAAGCUUCCCCGAGCAGUAGAUCAAGAAGGAUGUCCAGACCCUUCUCCAUCCGGAGCAUUGAUUCCUGAAGACUCUGACUUCUUCCCUUCUGUCAGUCUGGCAGCCGCCCUGCUCCUCAUCUUCAUCUCUGUCCUUCCUUUGUUAUCUCAGCCUGGCAUGGUCUUUGUCCCAUUCAGAAAAGAGGCCCAUUUCCACCCGCUCCUCUACAUCCAGCCUCGGUCUACCCAACUGACCAUAGAGACAUUGGCCAAAAGCCAAAAGGAGACUACCAUGGUGUUGGCCGUGGCCAAGGAACAUGCCACUCAGACACUUAUGUGCUUUUCCAAGAACGUUAUGGCUCUUCUAUCAAAGCAAGGCCAAGGUCAUCCUGUCAUCAGACAGAGUGUGGAAGUCGAAGCCCUCGAAGACAGGAGGAAUAGCAGUGUAACAAGAGCUUCAGGGGUCUUAUCUGUCUCUGUCAUAACUAAGAUAAGAGGCCAUACCCCCCACUGCACAAUCCUAAGGCCUCCAAGCCUAUUGGAGAUAAGUCUACAUCAAGAAAGAGGAGUGACCGUGCGGAGAGAGUCUUCCACCAUAGCUCAUGACCUUCUGGAACUUGUGCAUAAGACCGGACAAGUCCCAGAGACAUUUAAAGUCAAGGCAUUUCCAAGAUGUCAUGUGAAGGUCCUCCAUGUACUAGGUGACCCCUACCUUGAGAGCGGCAUUGUUUGUUGACUAAUGGCAAUGACCAAAACAGAACCCAAUUGGCAAUGACUAGCCCCGCACAUGGUGGGGCUCACUAUCUUCUUGCCCUAUCUGGAAACGUAACCUUUGUUUAUGGAGAAGUCUCUGGAGAACCUGGAUGCUCUAGAGCAAGUCAAGUACUGAAUAUAGAAUUUCUGUGGAAAUCGGACAACCUAAAUUUGGAGACAUAUGAUGCCAAUGGUCAAUUAUGUGUGCAUGGUCCUUUUGUAUACCAUUGACCUGCAGGAAAAAUGUCAUAUCAAGUCUGUUCACUAGAUGUGCCAAGGCUCCAUAUUGAACUGGGCGUCAUGUAUCGGCAUCAGUAUAUUUGGAGAUAUUUAGAUGAAUGCUCUGCAUCACCAGCUGUAGUCACCUAUUAUCAGAGGUGCAGGGUCUAUGUUAUCAGCUGUAAUCACCUAUUAUCAGAGGUGCAGGGUCUAUGUCAUCAGCUGUAAUCACCUAUUAUCAGAGGUGCAGGGUCUAUGUCAUCAGCUGUAAUCACCUAUUAUCAGAGGUGCAGGGUCUAUGUCAUCAGCUGUAAUCACCUAUUAUCAGAGGUGCAGGGUCUAUGUCAUCAGCUGUAAUCACCUAUUAUCAGAGGUGCAGGGUCUAUGUCAUCAGCCAUGGUCACCUAUUAUCAGAGGUGCAGGGUCUAUGUCAUCAUCUGUAAUCACCUAUUAUCAGAGGUGCAGGGUAUAUGUUAUCAGCUGUAGUCACCUAUUAUCAGAGGUGCAGGGUAUAUGUUAUCAGCUGUAAUCACCUAUAAUCAGAGGUGCAGGGUCUAUGUCGUCAGCCAUGGUCCCCUAUUAGGAGAGGUGCAGGGUCUAUGUCAUCAGCCAUGGUCACCUAUUAUCAGAGGUGCAGGGUCUAUGUUAUCAGCUGUAAUCACCUUUUAUCAGAGGUGCAGGGUCUAUGUUAUCAGCUGUAAUCACCUAUUAUCAGAGGUGCAGGGUCUAUGUCAUCAGCCAUGGUCACCUAUUAUCAGAGGUGCAGGGUCUAUGUCAUCAUCUGUAAUCACCUAUUAUCAGAGGUGCAGGGUAUAUGUUAUCAGCUGUAGUCACCUAUUAUCAGAGGUGCAGGGUAUAUGUUAUCAGCUGUAAUCACCUAUAAUCAGAGGUGCAGGGUCUAUGUCGUCAGCCAUGGUCCCCUAUUAUCAGAGGUGCAGGGUCUAUGUCAUCAGCCAUGGUCACCUAUUAUCAGAGGUGCAGGGUCUAUGUUAUCAGCUGUAAUCACCUUUUAUCAGAGGUGCAGGGUCUAUGUUAUCAGCUGUAAUCACCUAUUAUCAGAGGUGCAGGGUCUAUGUUAUCAUCUGUAGUCACCUAUUAUCAGAGGUGCAGGGUCUAUGUCAUCAGUCAUGGUCACCUAUUAUCAGAGGUGCAGGGUCUAUGUCAUCAGCCAUGGUCACCUAUUAUCUGAGGUGCAGGGUCUAUGUCAUCAGCCAUGGUCACCUAUUAUCAGAGGUGCAGGGUCUAUGUCAUCAGCCAUGGUCACCUAUUAUCAGAGGUGCAGGGUCUAUGUCAUCAGCCAUGGUCACCUAUUAUCAGAGGUGCAGGGUCUAUGUCAUCAGCCAUAGUCACCUAUUAUCAGAGCACUUCUUUUCUUUUUUUACUAAUGUAUAUUGUGCCAAACAAAUUCUACUGUUAGUGUUUUUGGGCUUUUUUUUGUAAAAUGUCAAAGCAAAUAAAUUGUGAAUA
Molecule: messenger RNA, 2549 nt
Organism: Hyla sarda
Lineage: Eukaryota; Metazoa; Chordata; Amphibia; Anura; Hylidae
Exons: 2
Coding region: 91-846 (251 amino acids)
Source: RefSeq, a predicted model, not a curated record